Molecule: messenger RNA, 1791 nt
Organism: Zea mays
Lineage: Eukaryota; Viridiplantae; Streptophyta; Magnoliopsida; Poales; Poaceae
Exons: 3
Coding region: 576-1385 (269 amino acids)
Cellular component (GO): nucleus
Molecular function (GO): minor groove of adenine-thymine-rich DNA binding; DNA-binding transcription factor activity
Source: RefSeq, marked validated
CAAUUUAUGUGUAGUUCUGCACGGGGUGGCCAUAGCGUUUUGUUGCUCCUGUCCUGCUACUUUUCUUUUUUAUAUAUAAAAUGGUGCUCCAACCAUGCGCCUGUGUACACAUACGAACACACUAGCUACACAUGUCUACCAGCUUGGAAUAGAGCAAGUGAAUAUAUAUAUAUAAUAGUUCAGCCUGAGAUCAUCCUCUCCCCACAAGUCUUCUCCUCACACAUAUAGCAGUGCGAAGACACACUGUACUAAACCGCGAGGAAAAGUAGCAAAGAAAUUACAAGGGGGUGGACGCGCGGGGGGCAAGUCGUCUCCUUCGAUUUCGUUCUUGCCUCUUUGCCUCUCUCAAGGUCUGCUCAAACUCAAAGUGGAUUCGGCAGAACACGCAUGGCGUAGAGCGCGGGGAGCAAGAGAUUUCCUAGCUUCAAGAACCUGGAAGAACAAGUCGAGGAUCCGUCGUCGAGCCCGACUGUUCUAAGAGAAACUAGAAGAGGAGGAGGAAGCUGGCGAACUGGUGGUGGGACGAGGGGCGGGGCGGCCUGCCGGAGCCAUCCCUUGGCAAGAACCAAGAAGAAAUGGCACCUUCCUCCAAGGACGGCGCCACCGCCACCGAGCAGCCGACGAGCGGCGACGACGACCGGGAGAACGGCGGCACGGGCGAGCCCAAGGAAGGCGCGGUGGUGGCGGGCAACCGGCGGCCCCGCGGGCGGCCGCCGGGGUCCAAGAACAAGCCCAAGCCGCCCAUCUUCGUGACGCGCGACAGCCCCAACGCGCUGCGCAGCCACGUGAUGGAGGUGGCCGGCGGCGCCGACGUGGCCGAGUCCAUCGCCCACUUCGCGCGCCGCAGGCAGCGCGGCGUGUGCGUGCUCAGCGGCGCGGGCACCGUCGCCGACGUGGCGCUCCGCCAGCCCGCGGCUCCGGGCGCCGUGGUCGCCCUCCGCGGCCGCUUCGAGAUCCUCUCGCUCACCGGCACGUUCCUGCCGGGCCCCGCGCCGCCGGGCUCCACGGGGCUCACCGUGUACCUCGCGGGCGGCCAGGGGCAGGUCGUCGGCGGCAGCGUCGUCGGCACGCUCACCGCGGCGGGGCCCGUCAUGGUGAUGGCGUCCACGUUCGCCAACGCCACCUACGAGAGGCUGCCGCUGGACGACGCCGACGAGGAGCCCGCCGGGCAGCAGGCGGCGCAGCUGCCUCCCGGACCGGGCGGAGGGCAGCCUAUGGUAAUGGGCGGGAUGGCCGACCCCUCAGCGGUGCCAAUGUUCGGCGGCGCCGGCGGUGUGCCGCCAAGCCUCAUGCCAGCAGGGGCCGCAGCCGCCUCCUCCGGUGCGGGCCUGCAGCUCGGGCACGACCGACUUGCAUGGGCUCAUGCACGGCCACCGCCAUACUAGGAAGCCGGGGAGGAUGCAUCAUCCAUGACCGAGGAAAUUGAUGAAUUAGAAAUGGAGGAUCGUUCAGCGCAACAACAGCUAGCAGCAGCUCAAGGACGACUGCCACUCACCAUCAUAUAGUAACUAGAACCGAACGAAGAUCGAAUUAAGCGCUAGCUUCCAGGAGCUAAUAAAACUCUCUUCGAUCAAUUCUACCUAUUACAGUACUCUGCUAAGAAGGUAAACUACUUAUAGUGCUAUAUAUGUAUGUAUAUUACUACACUGCUACUGCAUGCAUGUGACUGUGUGGCUGUGCCAAAUGUCAGCGCAAGAUACGAUGGAGCUUGCAUUGUUUUUUCCCAUUGUAAUGUUUGAUUUAUAUUAAUUAUUAGAUACAGCAUGAUAAAUAGAUGAUGGAUGAUUAUUA